Molecule: messenger RNA, 1524 nt
Organism: Vollenhovia emeryi
Lineage: Eukaryota; Metazoa; Arthropoda; Insecta; Hymenoptera; Formicidae
Product: putative odorant receptor 71a
Exons: 4
Coding region: 318-1517 (399 amino acids)
Biological process (GO): detection of chemical stimulus involved in sensory perception of smell; sensory perception of smell
Cellular component (GO): plasma membrane
Molecular function (GO): olfactory receptor activity; odorant binding
Source: RefSeq, a predicted model, not a curated record
UAAAUAACGCGGAACUACCGUAACAGAGUGGCAUGCCUCUAAUAGCAAUUGCCUUUGUAGAAUUGCGCGUAAUGUUUCAUGAAACGAUUAGAAAAAAAAAACUUAUUUGUGCAUGAAUUACCUAUAGCGGAAGUCAAAGUAAUUCCUAGGUCAGGGAAAAUAUGGAAGCGAUACAGCGGCAUGAAAUGCCAACGCGGAGAAAUAAGAACUGCAUUAUAAUAACAUCCUUAGAACGUUAUCUCAUAAGAAAUAUUUUUAUCGAGAAUCUACCUUAAGAUCUUCAGAGGCCUUCCUUGGGGAACUUUUAACCGCGUACAAUGCACACUCUCCCCUUAUCCUUCGCGUUGUUGACGUACACCGGAUACUGGCGACCCGUCCACUUAACAUCCGCCAAGUAUUGGGCGUACGUCAUUUAUUCUAUCGCGAUGAAUUUUCUACUUUAUUCAUUCACGUUUUGCGGCUUGGUCGACUGCUUCAUGGUCGAGAAUCUCGAGAUGUUCAUCGAGAAAUUCUCGCUGUUCCUGUCCGUACUCGGCGUCAGUUGCAAAGUGACGAACCUGACGCUACGUCGGGACGAGAUUAUCGGUCUCGCCGAUAUGCUGCUGAAGAAUAUCUGCGUACCCAGGAACGAUCACGAAACGGAUAUUCAGCGACGCUUCGAUCGCACUGCGAAGAUAAUCACCAUAUGCUGCGAGAUACUAAACGAAUCGGCCGUCUUCUUUGCUACCGUUGCUCAAUUCCAGUUCUUCAUCAACACUAGGACCUUACCUCUGUCCGACUGGGUGCCUUACGACAUCUCGUCAACGACCGCUUUCUGGGCGACUAUGUUGCACCAAACCAUCGGACUGAUGGUCUGCGCGAACGCCAGCGUCGCCCACGAGACACUCAUCUCCGGUUUUAUGAUCCAGACCUGCGCCCAACUGGAUAUACUAUGCCAUCGCGCUCGCACAUUGCCGGAUUCUCUGCGCGAAGCGCGGAAAUGUAGCGCCUCGAAGGACGACUUCAAGGCGCGAGAACAGCAAUUGGUCCGCGAACUCGUCCAUCAUCAUCGCUACGUGUACAGAUUUGCGGAACGUGUCAACUCGGUGUUCACACUUAUGAUUUUCGUACAAUUUACCAUAAGCUCGACAGUGCUCUGCCUCAGUAUCUACAAAAUGUUGACGAAGAACUUGCUGAGCCUUGAGUUUGCGUGGAGUUCGUCGUACCUCGGUUGCAUGUUAAUGCAGAUUUAUUUGUACUGCUGGUUCGGUAACGAAGUAACACUAAAGAGCACGGAAAUUGGAAGCGCCGUUUACGAGAUGGAUUGGCCAAUGCUUCCCGUUGAUUUAAUGAAGUCCCUUUUGGUGAUAAUUACGCGAUCCAAGAGACCAAUCACGAUAACCAGUGGAUACAUAGUCACUUUGUCCAACGAGUCGUUUAUGAAGGUGCGUAUGAUCGCGGUGACAAGGUGGCGAUGCCUAAAAAUACUUGUAAUAAAUUCAGCACGGUUAUGUUUUGAUUUGCAUAUGCCAUUUUAAUUAUCUC